GUGGCAAAGAGGGUUGGAUUAUCUCCUCAUGCCUGAAUCUGGGCGCGUUGUAUGCAACGAUGCGGAAAAGCAGAUCAAUAGCGUUGUUGUGCAGCUGUCCGGAAGCACGUCUAGAUUCAUCCAUUGAAUCCAAUCCCGUUUACUAUACUAAAGGGACCUCAUCCCCCUAAAAAUACGCCAGGACCAUUACCCUGCUUCUGGAACGUUAAUGAGAUGGGCAGAACAACAGGAGGGUUACACGUGUCAGUAAGUGGUCUGUGUGCUGCGGUGAAGGUCUUGCAUUUUUCGCACUCGUCGUCAGGAGAAGAGCGCCACGUGGCACUCAGGUGGGACGACCGGGACCGCUGACGUGGAGGAGCAGAUGUCCCAAACUGCGGCGCAUCCCGAUGGCCACGGCCAGCUGUCUCGAGCUGUCCGGAGUUCGAGAGAUGGCGGGAAUUCGAGAGAUGGCGGGAAUUCAAUAUUGCCUUUUCUCUUCAGCAGCACCAGAUAUCGCUCUUUGUCGGGAUCGGGUGGGGACGAAGGCCUUUUCCCGGUGUUGGUGCAGCCAUCGCUCGGUCGUGCGAACUCGCCACGUGUCGUUAUCUCCUCGCCUCAAGCGAUUGCCUCAAUUGUCUUCUUCCUUCUCGUCUAGCUCCUCCUCCCCUUCCUUCUCCUCCUCCUCCGCCUCCUCCUCCUCCUCUUCCUCCUCCUUCUCCGUACAUCCGUCAUCAUCAUUGCCUUCCUCUUCAUCGUCAUUGGAUAGAAAGCAGUCGGGUGCGGGCCGGGGUCCCGAGGCGAAAAAGCCGUCUGGUGUGGAUCGGGGUCCCGACUCGGAGGCGAAAAAGCAGUCUGGUGCGGAUCGGGAUCCCGACCGAAGGGGGAAUGAUGUGCCGCCCACGCGGCGCGCUUCGGCGCGUCCGCCGGCACCGCCAUUUCGCUCGCAGCGGGCGGCGCAGCAGCGCAUGCCCAGCGGCGGAGGAGGAGCCGCGCCGGCGGCGCUUAGUGCGCGCUCGUCCUCUUUGCGGAAGGAAGUGCGCGCGUUUCUCGAGGAGUUGGAUGGCCUUCCCCUGGCGGUCGAGCUGGGUCGGUAUCUGGACAAGUGGGUAAGUCAGGUCUCGCUGUACGACCUGACGGCUGUGCUGAAGCAGCUGAGUUUGGCGGGGGAUUGGAGAAGAGCCUGGCAAGUGUUUGAUUGGAUGACCUGUCACGACCAACUGCGUCCCGAUGUACACGUGUACACGUUGAUGAUAUCCAUCUUAGGAAGAUCAGAUAAGCUUCUUCGAUACGCCAAAUCAUUAUUUGACUCGAUGGAGAGCGCCGGGUGCAUGCCAAAUGUGUAUGCGUACAACGCACUUCUAAACGCCUAUGCCAAGAAUGGAAGAGUGAGGAACGCGUUCGAUUUGUUCAUGAAGAUGAAGGUUGCCGGAAUCCGGCCGGAUGUUGUGACGUACACAGCUAUGGUGUCUGCUGUGGCAUCUGGAAUGUCAAAGACGACAGAGACCAUGGAGGGCUCUCCUGCCUUGAAGAGAGGUAAGGGUGAAGGGAAGUGUCAGAAGUCCAUGCCUGGCAAGCCAAUGAUGAUGGAGCCUGCACAAGAAGCCGUGAUGCGAGUGAGGGGGUUGUUUGCGGAGAUGGAAGAAGAAGGGAUUAUUGCCGAUGUGGCUAUGUAUAGCUCGCUGAUGAAGGCAUUCCUAAGGUGCGGCGAUCCCCGUGGUGGCGCCCUGGUUAUCGACCUGAUGAAAGCUCGUGGAUCGCACCCGACUCUGAUGAUGUACAAUCAGCUGCUGGACGCGUAUGGCAAAGCGCAAGCUUUCGGGCCGAUGGAGUCACUUGCAGACACAAUUCAACGGGAGGAGGGCUGCCAGCUCAGCUUGGUAUCUUACAACACCAUGAUGGAUGCUUAUGCAAGAGUGCAGAGGAUCGAAGACGUUGAACGCAUGAAGAAACGGAUGCAGAACGCAGGUUACGUGCCGAACGAUGUGACAUAUGCCAUACUCCUCGGUGCGUACGGAAGGGUGGGAAUGUCUCACAAAGCGGGAAGAACUAUGGAUGCGAUGCGUGAUCAAGGCUAUCAGCCCCAUGGGAUGGCAUAUUUAGGUCUAAUUGAUGCGUACAGCAAAGCGGGAUUAACAAAGAAGGCGAUGGCGGAGUUCGAGAGGAUGAAGAUGGAGGGGAUUCGACCGACAGUUGAAGUGUUCAGCGUCUUGAUGGAUGCUUACGGGCGUGCCGGCAAGGUGGAAGAGAUGCAAAACCUUUGGAAAGAAUUGUGCAAACAGGACUGCAAGCCGACACGUGCCACGUUCAUUGCGAUGCUCGGUGCGUUCAGUAAACUAGGGAUGGAUGUACGAGCGGGAACGGUAUUCACAUUGAUGAAACAGUCAGCCAUUGCGCCCGGCACGCUCGAAUACAACAUGCUUAUGAAUGCGUACGCCCGAGCGAACAAGCUGGUCAUGGCUUCUGGGCUAUUGGAGGAAAUGAAGAAGAUGAGAGUCAAGCCGGACACCGUGACCUUCACCACCUUGAUCUUUAUGUACAUAAAGGCGAGAUUAUACGUCAAGGCAGAGAAAAUAUACAAGCAGAUGUUGGAAUCGGGCAAGAAUCCAGACGAGGCGACGGACAAAAAGAUGCGAGCUGUUCUUGACCCGCAGUUGAGGAGGCUUGAGCAGCUAAACGAGUAUGCAGCAAAAGGGCAAGAGAAGGUGUGGGUGGAGCCCAAACUGCUGCCACCAAACGGAGGGGGUGGAAUUCCGCCGGGAAGAAAUCAGAACCGGAUGACAAUGCCGAGGGUAACUGAAAAAGUCCCACAGGGAAAAACUUAUACCGGCUGCAAGACCUUGUCAGUUCCAAAGACUCGUGGCGCAGAAAGAGCUAAGGACGCGAGAACGAGGAGUAAUCAACCACGGAAAACUGUCACAGCUUCCUCGGCAAACUCCAGGCGGCCGAUUCCGAGACGGCCUGGGAUGCACGCCAAGCCUGGUGUACCGACUAGAAUUGUCGCCCUUGAGUCUGGGUUGACAGAACGGAUAAAGGAUGUGGGAGAGGACAUUCUUUUCUAAAGUGCUAAAAGGAAGAAAUUGGCACGUGCACUUUUGAAGGACAAGCAGUAGCGGCAACAAGCGAUCACUAUGUCGUUCGUCAACGAUUGACGGUGUGCGCAUAUGCUUUUGCUCAUGUGCAGAGGACUUCCUGUAAGUUCCUGUGAGAAUUGCAGUCAGAUUCAUCCAGCUCUGGUCGUAAUUGCAGGUAGAUACAUCCAGGAAAGCCCUAGUGUGCAAAUGGCGGCCUGAGAUGAACUUUCCUGUCAGUUGAUUGCGCGACACGCUGAGGGACAGGGACAGGGACUACUUCCUUCUUCUCCCACGGAACACAACGCCCCAGCGUCGAGGCUGCACUUGGACUCGAACAGGGUUUGUAUACAUUUUCUUUCAUGAUGACACAAUGCCCCAGCGUCCUGACUGCAUUUGGACUGGAACAGGGUUUGUAUACACUUUUUUCCAUGAUGAUGGAGUGGUGUGUUUGGGCUGUGAAGAGGACAAGAGAUAGACUGUUGCAUUGCGAGGAGGAGGCUGGUACGAGUGCGCAUCUGGAAGUAAGUGGUGGUUGGGGAAGGAAGACAGCAUCUGGGUUAGGAAGGAGGGGUGCGGAUUAGACGGCACGGGCAGGUGUAGAUGACAUGAUCCGUCGAUUAUCUGUUUUAUUCGUAUUUUAAUACUUUAUCAAUUUAAGA
Chara braunii is the source of this 3709-nucleotide messenger RNA. The record is from the annotation of a GenBank genome assembly. NCBI's taxonomy places the organism in Eukaryota, Viridiplantae, Streptophyta, Charophyceae, Charales, Characeae.